AUGUUUGCUGCUGCAACCAAAAACUUCGUUAAACAGGUUGGUGAUGGAGGAAGAUUAGUUCCAGUGCCCAGCCUCAGUGAAGCUGACAGAUACCAACCUCUGAGCCUUGUGAUUAAAAAAAGAAAAUGUGCUCUUUCAAAAAAAUCUAAAUUUGCUUCAACACCUUUCACAUUAAAAGACAUUCUUCAAGGGGAGAAAGAAAUUUCUGCAGGUGUCUUGUCUUACCAGUUGCUCAACUAUGAAGACAAAUCAGAUGUUUCGCUUAAUGGCAGAAGAGGAAAUCAGAUAAUGAAUGAUGUUGGUUUUGAUGUUGCUGGAUCAGAUUCUGUUGCCUUUAAAGCUUCCUUUGGCAUAGUGACCAAACACGAAGUUGAAGUACCAACUUUACUUAAAGAACUUACUACAAGAAAAAUAAACUUUGAUCAUUGUCUAGUCCAUCAAUCAAGAAAAAGUAGGAUGGAAAUUUUGUGUGUGGUCAUGGAAAGUAUUCGAACUACAAGGCAGUGCUCAUUAACUGUCCAUACUGGAAUGCGUGGAGAGACAAUGAGGUUUCACAUAAUUGAAGAUCAGAAUUAUAAAGGGCGGGACAAAGCCAUUGUUUUUCCUGCACAUACAACUAUUGCUUUUAGUGUAUUUGAACUCUACAUUCAUUUGGAUGGUAAUUUCGAACUUUGUGUGACUCCAAUUGCAAAAGGAGGAUUUGAAAGAGAGAAAUCUGGAUCAUCUUCACUGACCAAAUUCAGGAGAUUAAAGAAUAAUUUGUUUCAUCGAAAUAAAGGAGUAGUGGAAAUUGUUGCUAACUCUGAUCCUUACUUGGAGGACCUUUUUGCAGAUUAUUAUGAGAAAGCUGCAAGCAUGACUGAUCUCUCUACAAGCUAUCUCAGAGACGGUUCUCAUAUCCGAAUUAAUUUACUUAAUAACAACAUCCCCAAAGGCCCCUGUGUCCUUUGUGGAAUGGGAAGUUCAAAAAGGGAGACAGUCUAUGGAUGCCUGGAGUGCUCUUUUAAUGGACAGAAGUACGUACGACUGCAUGCCGUGCCCUGUUUUGACCUCUGGCAUAAGAGAAUGAAGUAACUGAUCUGGGUAAGUGCCUGUUAUCACAGACAUGGGCAUAACUGUGCCACAAACUUUUCAGAGUUAGUAAAUAUGUCUCCAAUUGUGAAA
Vidua macroura (Pin-tailed whydah) is the source of this 1164-nucleotide messenger RNA. It is a transcript of the gene PJVK, whose product is annotated as pejvakin. The record is from RefSeq and is a predicted model, not a curated record. Gene Ontology annotation, cellular component: cytoplasm. Bases 1 to 1074 code for a protein of 357 amino acids. Lineage: Eukaryota; Metazoa; Chordata; Aves; Passeriformes; Viduidae. Gene Ontology annotation, biological process: programmed cell death. The transcript has 6 exons.